CCAUGUCCCGGAUGGGCCUUAGACUAAGUGAAAAUUGCGGUGGCAUUUCCUCUUCUUAAAAGCAAACAUCUCAAUGUCUUCUCCGUUCUUAUCAGAGUUUGAUAUCAUUUUUGCUGGAGGCGGCAGUACAGCUUGCGUUGUCGCGGGUCGCCUAGCAGCAUGUGACUCCUCGCUCAGGAUCUUUAUUCUCGAAGGAGGUCAACACACUCUCAAUAAAGCUGCGCAUGUUCAACCCUACCAAUAUUUCACGCAUCUGGCGCCGGCGAGUACUACGAUGACAUUCUACGUUGGAAAUCCCUCACCACAUCUCAACGGUCGUGCACCAAUCGUUCACUGCGCUCGUACUUUAUAUAAGUACUGAAAGUUCAAAGUGCAGCACGGAUCGCUUCUGCGGGACCAACUGAUUCGUCCUUACGUAUAGACAUACAGCGAAAACAUCAUAAUCUGUAAGCUUCACAUCAUCCUGUGGCGACGGCGAUGGAGUAGGCAUGCGAUCACGGCAAAGUGCUAGAACCGUAAGUUCACGAAAUCGAAGUAAAUAACAUUAUCUAGAUGUCAUGUCA
Molecule: messenger RNA, 563 nt
Organism: Suillus bovinus
Lineage: Eukaryota; Fungi; Basidiomycota; Agaricomycetes; Boletales; Suillaceae
Exons: 3
Coding region: 74-361 (95 amino acids)
Source: RefSeq, a predicted model, not a curated record